CACCGUUCCUCUGUCGCCGUUCUCCGUCUUUAGCCGCCACUUUUUCUUCCCCUUUCCGGUGACGAUUUGGUGUCAAAACAUCCGCUUCUUUCGCUUCAUUCAAAUUGGCCACGGAAGAUCACCAUUCAAUUAUUAGAAACCAAAAAAAAAAGGCAAGCAAUGGAACAAAAGCAUAUACUGUUGUCGGCGUUGAGUGUUGGGGUAGGCGUAGGGGUGGGGCUGGGGUUGGCUUCGGGUCAGAGCAAAUGGACCGGAAGCGGUUCGUGUGCAUCAACCGGCAUCACUUUGGAGAGGAUGGAGAAAGAAUUGCUCCGCCAAAUCGUCGAUGGCAGAGAAAGCAAGGUCACCUUUGAUCAGUUUCCCUACUACCUCAGUGAGCAGACUCAAGCAUUGCUAACUAGUGCUGCCUAUGUCCACUUGAAACAUGCUGAUGUUUCCAAGUACACAAGGAACCUUUCCCCUGCUAGUCGAGCCAUAUUGCUAUCAGGACCUGCAGAACUUUACCAGCAAAUGCUUGCCAAAGCUUUAGCCCAUUACUUUGAAUCAAAGUUGCUGCUGUUGGACGUAACUGACUUUUCCUUAAAAAUUCAGAGUAAAUAUGGAAGUGGCAAAGAAUCUUCUUUCAAAAGGUCCACUUCGGAGACAACACUAGAGCGAUUGUCUGGCAUAUUUGGUUCAUUUUCACUCCUUUCUCAGGAGUUACCCAAAGGUACAUUGAGGCGGCAAAGUAGUGGUGUGGAUAUUGGAUCAAGGGGAGUAGAAGAUCCUCCUAAGCUACGUAGAAAUGUAUCUGCAUCAGCUAAUAUCAAUAGCCUUGCUUCUCAAUGCACUUCUGCAAAUCCAGCUCCUCUGAGGCAGACAAGCAGUUUCUCUUUUGAUGAGAAGCUUCUUAUACAGUCUCUUUAUAAGGUGUUGGUUUAUGUGUCAAAAGCCACUCCUCUUGUGCUGUAUCUUAGGGACGUUGACAAGCUUUUGUUUAGAUCGCAAAGGAUCUGUAACUUGUUUCAAAAAAUGUUAAAUAAACUAUCUGGAAAUGUGUUGAUCCUUGGCUCACGAGUUGUAGAUCUGGGUAACGAUGACAGAGAAGUGGAUGAGAGGCUAACUGCCAUUUUCCCUUACAACAUUGAGAUCAGGCCCCCAGAAGAUGAAAAACAUCUUGUCAGCUGGAAGUCUCAGCUGGAGAAGGAUAUGAAGAUGAUGCAAGCUCAGGAUAAUAGAAAUCACAUCAUGGAGGUACUUUCAGCAAACGAUGUUGAUUGCGAUGAUCUAGAUUCAAUUUGUGUGGCAGACACAAUGACCCUCAGCAAAUACAUUGAAGAGAUUGUGGUAUCAGCCAUUUCUUAUCAUUUGAUGAAUAAUCAGGAUCCUGAAUAUAGAAACGGAAAACUCAUGAUAUCAUCUAAAAGUUUGUCACAUGGAUUGAGUAUAUUCCAGGAAGGAAAGUCCACUGGCAAAGACACAUUAAAAUUGGAAGCAGAAACUGAAACAUCAAAGGAAGCAGGAGAAGUUUCUGUAGGUUCAAAGCCAGAAUCAAAAUCUGGGAGCACAAAUCCUGAAAAGAAGAGCGAAAUGGAGACAACAGCUACAGUAACAAAAACUGAGGGUGAAAACCCCGCCCCAGCCUCAAAAGUUCCUGAAGUUCCUCCUGACAAUGAAUUUGAAAAGCGUAUAAGGCCAGAGGUCAUACCAGCAAAGGAGAUUGAUGUUACAUUUGCUGACAUUGGUGCCUUAGAUGAAACCAAAGAAUCCCUGCAGGAGCUAGUAAUGCUUCCUCUUAGAAGGCCAGACCUUUUCCAAGGUGGACUUCUAAAACCUUGCAGGGGAAUACUGUUGUUUGGUCCUCCUGGUACAGGGAAGACAAUGCUGGCCAAAGCCAUUGCCAGAGAGGCUGGAGCAAGCUUCAUUAAUGUAUCCAUGUCUACCAUUACUUCUAAAUGGUUUGGUGAAGAUGAGAAAAAUGUCCGAGCUCUGUUCACAUUGGCAGCCAAGGUCUCUCCAACUAUUAUAUUUGUUGAUGAGGUUGAUAGCAUGCUUGGUCAGAGGACUAGAGUUGGAGAGCAUGAAGCCAUGCGGAAAAUAAAAAAUGAGUUUAUGACUCACUGGGAUGGGCUAUUGACAAAGCCAGGUGAACGUAUCCUUGUUCUUGCUGCAACCAACAGGCCAUUUGACCUUGAUGAAGCCAUCAUUAGGCGUUUUGAGCGAAGAAUCAUGGUGGGGCUUCCUUCUGCAGAUAACAGGGAAAAAAUUUUUAGAACUCUCCUGUCAAAAGAAAAGGUAGUAGAUGGUCUAAACUUCACUGAGCUUGUAUCAAUGACAGAAGGAUAUACAGGAAGCGACCUUAAGAAUUUAUGCACAACAGCUGCUUAUCGGCCAGUUAGAGAGUUAAUUCAGCAAGAGCGAUUGAAGGAUCUGGAGAGAAAGCAGAGAGCUGCAGAAGGGCAGAACACUGAAGAUGCCUCAACUAAAAACAAUGGUGCAGAGGAAAGAAUCAUUACCCUAAGGCCAUUAAACUUGGAAGAUUUCAGGCAAGCAAAGAAUCAGGUGGCAGCUAGCUUUUCUUCUGAGGGAGCUGGAAUGAACGAGUUGAAACAAUGGAAUGACUUGUAUGGAGAAGGGGGUUCGAGAAAGAAGGAGCAAUUAACCUACUUCCUAUGAGACACAGGAUUCAAUAUACAGUUGCAAGCGACAUAGGAAGAGUUUUAUAGAGGAUGUCAUGAUUUAAACAUUGACAAGUGGCUGAAAUACUGAUAGAAGAACAAAAUAAGAAGUGGAAACAAAUCCAACGAAAACCCAUCCUUUCUUAGUAUCUGUAAGUUCUGUUGUGAAGAAGAGAAAAGUUUGUAAUAUUAUUUUAAUAUAGUUUGGGGGGUUUGUGUAUAAUGCUUCGGAUCAUGUUGCUUUUAUUAAGCCUGGAAUAGAGUAGUAAAAACCCGUAGUCUGCAUAAUGCUGAUCUGAAACAA
Molecule: messenger RNA, 2961 nt
Organism: Theobroma umbraticum
Lineage: Eukaryota; Viridiplantae; Streptophyta; Magnoliopsida; Malvales; Malvaceae
Gene: DAA1
Product: P-loop containing nucleoside triphosphate hydrolases superfamily protein
Cellular component (GO): mitochondrial outer membrane
Molecular function (GO): ATP binding; ATP hydrolysis activity
Source: RefSeq, a predicted model, not a curated record